Molecule: messenger RNA, 3336 nt
Organism: Knipowitschia caucasica
Lineage: Eukaryota; Metazoa; Chordata; Actinopteri; Gobiiformes; Gobiidae
Source: the annotation of a GenBank genome assembly
AUGGAGGUGGCUCAGUCUGAGGAGGAGACCGUCUCACUGACUCUUUUCACGGCUCUGUCCUUUCCUCCAGACAGAGAGAAGUCUCACUCUGAGCGCGGCUGUUUCCAUGUGGAGUAUGAGCUGCUGCCCAGAGACACAGUCAGGCUGGACCUUCUGUUGUUUGGACCUGUGGCCAAGAUUUACAAGGAGGACCAAUCCAAGGUCCUACAAACCUGGAGUGAGGCAGGGCAGACGUGGCUCGGAUGGACCCAGGACCUGAGCGUGAACCUCUGCAGAGACAAAACUAUUCAGAUCCUUCAGCAUCAGAGCACGGUCCACAUCUGGAACCAGAGAGACCAGCUGGGCCUCCAGGCUCGCUCCGACAGGAUGGGGAGGGCCCGGGUCAUGAUGGAGGACAUGGAGACCUGUGAUGGUGUGAAGUCGAUGGUGUCAGAGAUGAGACGUCUGAGUCCAAAGGAUCGUUCUACAGCGACGUGUGACUCAGAAGGUCCUGCUUCUCUGCACUUCAGCCCCAUCAGGCUCUUAGCAGGAGAACGGACUCUGAGCCACUGGGCCUCGCUUCGCUGCUGCGGCGUCAUCGACUUUGUGAUCCACGUUUCUCUCCACAAACCUUUGUUGUCGGACGCUUUGGAAACGGAUCUGAACCCAAUGGUCCUCACCGUCCUGUCAGCGAGCUCCAUGCCCCCCGCCCCGGUCCAGGACCAGUGCCUGCCUGUGCACUGCCAGUACUCAUUCCUCAAUCUCCCAAAGCACAAGACUAAUUACGAAAAACACGGCGCAAAAAUCCACUUCAACGACAUGAACGUGAUCCUCACUGGUUUGCUGAAUCCCCAAGACCUCCACGAGUUUCUCUCCGGACCCCCCAUGCAGAUAGAAGUCCACGACCGCGACAGGAAGCCGGCCCGCUGUGGUCUCGGAGGUCAAACCAGAAAGAAGAAAGAACCGUUUGAUUCUUACGGCGUGGCGGGCCUCAGUCUCUCAGAGCUUCUCCUCGGAGCGACCGACCUCAAAGUCUGUCUCCCAAUCAGAGGCUGCAGACCGGACCUGGACCCGUCGGUCCCACCCGGUCCUUACGUCGAUGCAAACUCCCAGCUCAGAGUGAGAGUGAAGCUGGCGCGUCCUCUUCAGCUCUGCAGCCACGGAGCGGAGUUUGGCCGUGUGGUCUGUGUGUUCGGCUGCGACGAUGUGGAAGGGAUGGAAAAGCUCCGGCUGCAGAUCCUGAAGAGCAACAGAGACGCCUUUGACCUGGACCAGAACGACACCGAGAGCUCAGAGAACGCUCUGUCCAACCUCGCCACUCGGUUCCAACACAGUCUGGGAUCUCAGACCGGUCUGGACUUUAUCUCCGGGUUCCAUGUGGUCGACACCAAGACUCACAUCGUUGUAGUUGAAGGACUCAGACGAGAAGCUGUGAAGAGACUCCUGGAAACAGUUUUUAAGGAGCGACGCAGGAGUAAACAGCAGGUGGUCUGUGAUCCUGGUCUGUCUUUCUCCAAACGCCUUUACCCCAGACUGGACCUGAGCCUGAGGCCGGUCCUGCUCCCACAGACUCUGGACUCCAUCAUGAAGCAGCCGCUCGUCUUCGUCAGAGGCAUCGUCCCCUCGUCCUGUCUGCAGGGUCUCCUCAGGUACACGCCAACGAGAUCCACAGGGUCUGCUCAGGUACACGCCAACGAGAUUCACAGGGUCUGCUCAGGUACACGCCAACGAGAUCCACAGGGUCUCCUCAGGUACACGCCAACGAGAUUCACAGGGUCUGCUCAGGUACACGCCAACGAGAUUCACAGGGUCUCCUCAGGUACACGCCAACGAGAUUCACAGGGUCUCCUCAGGUACACGCCAACGAGAUCCACAGGGUCUCCUCAGGUACACGCCAACGAGAUCCACAGGGUCUCCUCAGGUACACGCCAACGAGAUCCACAGGGUCUGCUCAGGUACACGCCAACGAGAUCCACAGGGUCUGCUCAGGUACACGCCAACGAGAUCCACAGGGUCUCCUCAGGUACACGCCAACGAGAUCCACAGGGUCUGCUCAGGUACACGCCAACGAGAUCCACAGGGUCUGCUCAGGUACACGCCAACGAGAUCCACAGGGUCUCCUCAGGUACACGCCAACGAGAUCCACAGGGUCUUCUCAGGUACACGCCAACGAGAUCCACAGGGUCUCCUCAGGUACAGCACGCCAACAAGAUUCACAGGGUCUCCUCAGGUACACGCCAACGAGAUCCACAGGGUCUGCUCAGGUACACGCCAACGAGAUUCACAGGGUCUGCUCAGGUACAUGCCAACGAGAGCCACAGGGUCUGCUCAGGUACAGCACGCCAACGAGAUCCACAGGGUCUGCUCAGGUACACGCCAACGAGAUUCACAGGGUGUGCUCAGGUACAGCACGCCAACGAGAUUCACAGGGUCUGCUCAGAUACACGCCAACGAGAUUCACAGGGUCUGCUCAGGUACACGAGAACGAGAUCCACAGGGUCUCCUCAGGUACACGGCAACGAGAUUCACAGGGUCUGCUCAGGUACAGCACGCCAACAAGAUCCACAGGGUCUCCUCAGGUACAGCACGCCAACGAGAUUCACAGGGUCUGCUCAGAUACACGCCAACGAGAUUCACAGGGUCUGCUCAGGUACACGCGAACGAGAUCCACUGGGUCUCCUCAGGUACACGGCAACGAGAUUCACAGGGUCUCCUCAGGUACACGCCAACAAGAUCCACAGGGUCUCCUCAGGUACAGCACGCCAACAAGAUCCACAGGGUCUCCUCAGGUACACGCCAACGAGAUUCACAGGGUCUCCUCAGGUACAGCACGCCAACGAGAUUCACAGGGUCUCCUCAGGUACAGCACGCCAACGAGAUUCACAGGGUCUCCUCAGGUACAGCACGCCAACGAGAUUCACAGGGUCUCCUCAGGUACACGCCAACGAGAUUCACAGGGUCUCCUCAGGUACACGCCAACGAGAUCCACAGGGUCUCCUCAGGUACAGCAUGCCAACAAGAUCCACAGGGUCUCCUCAGGUACACGCCAACGAGAUUCACAGGGUCUCCUCAGGUACAGCACGCCAACGAGAUUCACAGGGUCUCCUCAGGUACAGCACGCCAACGAGAUUCACAGGGUCUCCUCAGGUACAGCACGCCAACGAGAUUCACAGGGUCUCCUCAGGUACACGCCAACGAGAUUCACAGGGUCUCCUCAGACUGUCGCAGCUGCGAGAGGUCAGGACCCUCAGAGACGCAGUGAAGCUCGACCUGUUCCCCUCAGAGGAGAUGGUUCAGAGUCUGAGGACACUUUACCAAAGGCAGCAGCAGCAGCAGCAGCAGCAGCAGGAACCCUAA